Molecule: messenger RNA, 1593 nt
Organism: Chlorella variabilis
Lineage: Eukaryota; Viridiplantae; Chlorophyta; Trebouxiophyceae; Chlorellales; Chlorellaceae
Exons: 13
Coding region: 1-1593 (530 amino acids)
Source: RefSeq, a predicted model, not a curated record
AUGCUAGGAGCACGGUGGCUGGCGACCAGAUGCCUCGGCCACGCGGCGAAACUGCUAGCCGCGGCGGCGCUCGUCGCAUUGCUGGCGCCCGCCGCGGCCGCAGCCGCCGACCAGCCGCUGCCCCCCGACGCCUUCCUCAACGCCGACGGCCUGCCGCUGAUGAUGCCGGUCAACCGAUCCACUGCGGGGCGCCGCUGGUACUUUGAGAUCCCGCGCGACCCGGUCGGCCUGCUGGUCAUGCUGCACCGCUGCGGGCGCAACGCCGAAGACUUCUGGCCGCCCUCCUCAGUCUGCCCGCAGUGCAUCGGCAUGCCCGAGGCCGUCUCCAUCUCCCGCCAGGCCCUGGCCCGCGGCUAUGCCCUGCUGGCCAUCAAUUCCUUCAACAGGACCGUGGGAUCGCUGGGGAGGUGCUGGAGCUGGGGCACAGAUGCGGUGGCUGUGCGGGAUAUUGUGGCGGCCUUCAGAAAGCGGCACGCCCUGGCAGACCUGCCGCUCUUCUUCACCGGCUGCUCAUCGGGCGGCUCGCUGGCGCUGCGGCUGCCGGGCAUCAUGGCCAUGGACGGCAUCAUGCCGGUGGCCAUCGGCCUGGAGGAAGACGUCUUCCCCGCCACCGACCCCAGCCUUAAGUUCCCGUACCCGCCGGUCGCCUACGUGCACUUUGCCGACGACGACAACACAGACAGGAAGGUGGCAGGCAUGCUUAGGAUCAGUGAGGAGGCGGGCCUGGCUGCGGCGGAGGUCAAGGUGGGCAAGUUUGCCAUCGGCCGCGACUUCUUCUCGCAGCGAGACCCGAUGGUCAGCCCGGCGCUGUCAGAGUUGGUGCAUCAGGCGCUGCGCGAGCUGAAUGUGCUGGACGAGCACAAAAUACUCGUGGACGACUGGGAGCGGCAGGGCAAGCCGGCGCCCUGGGACGCGAUGUUGCGGGAGGAGCUGCCGGGCAUGGUCAAGGUGACGCGCAAGCAGCAGCUGGCGCUCAAGAAUGGGUCCACGCUGGCGCAGGCGCAGCAGGCGCUGGGGGCUGCUGGGGAGGAGCUGCUGACGAUUCAGGAGGUGAGCGCCGAGCAGGUUGCUGCCAGCGAGGCGGCCACCAACCAGGAGGACGCCAAUCCCAACUUCAGCAGCUCAGAUGGCAGCUCGCCCGCCGGCGGAGCGGACGACCCUUACCUGUCGGCCCAGUUGCUGCUGGAGCACAUCCAGGAGGAGCUUGCGGUGGCGUGGGCGCACCACACCAACCUUGGCGACUACACCGCCGCCACCCUCAUGUGGCUGGAGCGGUGCGGCAAGGCCAGCUACCCCAACCUUGUGGAGACAAAGGCGGUGGCAGAUCCUGCGGCCCUGUCUCCCGUACGCACCGUAAAGGCAGCCCAGGUGCUGCCCGCCUGGAACGCCUGCCAGGCUGGCGGCGGCGCGGCUGAGGUCGCCGAGGCGCUCGGCGGCACCGCCCUGGGCGGCGGCGGCGGCGGAGGCAAUGCCUCGGCCCCUGGCUGCGGAGGCAAUGCCUCGGCCCCUGGGUCGGCCGCGGGGCGCGGCCGCGGGGUCGGCGCGGCCGCGGCGGCUGCGGCCGCAGCUGCGGCCGCCAUGCUGCUGCACUAA